Messenger RNA from Physella acuta, 1184 nucleotides. Its product is annotated as palmitoyltransferase ZDHHC5-A-like. The record is from RefSeq and is a predicted model, not a curated record. NCBI's taxonomy places the organism in Eukaryota, Metazoa, Mollusca, Gastropoda, Physidae.
AUGAUUGUUUUCUUUAUUUCAGGAAAAGCUGGGAUUGUAUCCAAGCAAGACGCAUCCACUCAAACUGACUACGAGGAUGUUCUGUUUAACAUGACAACAGGGGAGCCCAUCCAAUUUCCAUAUACUUACUACAAUCCAUCCUCCUACAAAAACGCAUACAGGCGUCGGGAAAGCGUCGACCGCGGCAGUAAAACGCUUCCGGCGUACUUCCGGAGCGGGCUGGCGUCUGAUCAGUGCGACCCGCCUGUGGUGAUCGACUUCACGCGACCCCACGCACCCCGCGAUGACCAGUCGAUUGAUUCGCUGGGCAACCCGGCUCCUAAAAGAGCCGAGAAAAGACUACCGUCGUUGAGAUUGGAUUUGCUGGCCGCGCCAAGAUCACCUACUACAGAGCUAGUGGCGAAGGACCACGGGUUCGCUCUAGAAGGCGUUGAAGUUCCUCAUUACCCAGGCGGUGGAUCCCGUUCCUUGCCGUCUAGCGGUAGUGAUAUCUUCAAAUCAGCGUCAGAAUCGCGACGAGAAAGUAAAGCUUCGAUUAAACCUCUGACCCCCUCACCGGCUGUGAUAUCCCGGAUACACAGCCCCCACACGGCACCCGUGAGACAAACCAGCGGUCACCACCAUCACCAUCACCACCAUCACCACCGCCAUCGGAGACCCGAGUCUCUAGACUUCAUGUUGAACGUCCCCCCAUCCCAGCCCCCGCCUAGUAAAAAGUCAUCAGCUCUUCCACCCCGUUCAUCGCGAGCUCAAUCGUCGUCGCCUCGCGGGGCUAAAGAACUAGAAAAGCACGGUCUAAAAUUACCCGCGGACCUCCAAGAACCCAGAUCGGCUCCGAUUCCCAAACACAUGUACCACCAAGACGAAGAGGGGUUCUUCUCAUCCUCACAUUCCUCUUCUUACAAUACCAGCCGCGUGUAUCAGCCGGACGGGGACAGUUCGAGAAAAGGAAUUUUGUUUUUCAGUCGCCUGUCUGGCGCAGGCAGAAACAACAGCAACAGCGGAGGCUUCGGCGACCAGAGCGGUGGAAGUGCCGGUGGGGCCAUGUAUGGCGCGUUUGGCAAGUCCGGCUCAUACAGGAGCGGUGGGUUCGAAUCCUGAUGAGUAAUGUGAAAGUAGACGCUUUGUACUGAGAUUUAUUUUACGUUUUGUAAUGUUAUUAUUGCGAGUAUACAAUUGCAGAC